UUCGAAUUUUCUCCGCCAGAAGUCGUUUCUGUCGACUCUUUAACGGUUAGAAAAGGGACGACUUUCAAAACUCCCAACGCCGGCCAACGCGUACGGUUGAUCGUACGACUCCUACGGCUCGAACGUUUCAUUGAACCGUUUGUGUCCUAUUGAUCACGACGAACGGAUCGCUAAGUGCCUUACAGACCGGUGACAUGUCAGCAGAAUAAUAGUUCGCGGAAGAAACGACAAGAUAAGCACAAGAAAAUGACGUCGUUGUCACUUUUGGCUACCUACGACGAGCUGGUGAGAUGUACGAACGUCUUGCUAAAUGGAGCCUGCGAAGAAGAAUUCCUGCAAUUCGCUUUAAAUCAAGAGGAGAUGAGACAGAAAUGGCUGGCUUCAGUGGAAGAAUGCCAACGACUCCAUUCAGCUUUGGAUAAGGCUCAUAAUGAGAUUGCGGCGCUCGAUAGGAAGAUGCGUCAUGCUCGAAGUAACUUGGAGGAGGAGAAGCGCAAGCGUCGCGCUGUCGAGGAGCAGAGAGACAAUUUGGAGAGACAAAUUACCACUGCGAGGAAUUUGUUAUUCAGUGAUAGAGGGAAAAGUCUGAAUGAUGAAACCAGGGAGAAAUUACAGUUUCUUAAUAACACUUCACUGAAUCGUCAGAGUAACAUGCGUAUUCAAGACAUCUCCAUUGACAAGCUUAACACAAUAGCGGAAUUGGACUCUACCGGUUCGUUACUGAGUAAUCUUAACUGUCUGUCCAGAUCAGAGGAUGACUUGGACAUCAGCAUUUUGCCAAGUCACAAAAAACGAGAGUGGAAAGAGCAUCGUCCCAGUAGCGAAUAUUCCAAGAAACAUCGUCGCAGCGCAACGCACAAAACCGCCGAAUUGAACUCGUCUGAUAGAAUAGUAGCGACUACUACCGUAGUCAUGCCGAAGGAUGGUGCAAUUACUGCGUCAUCCACGAUCGAGGCUAUACCCGGUGACGAGAACGCAGAUCCCCUCCAAACUCCCUCACAUAAUUCACGCAAGCGGCGUAAGAGCAGUACGGAGCACAACAAAUCGAAACUGUCGCACAUAGAUACGAACCCAAUGCCAUUUGACACAGCGCCGUCAGCACCAAAGGCUGACAUUCUUACAUCGACUUCAGACACGGAGGAUUUGGCGAAACCAAGUCCAAACAUCGGUGGAUAUACCAUGAAUUUAAAAAUGUCUAGGAAUCAUCACUUCGUAGCUAAAACUGUUAUCAAGCCGGAAACGUGCACACCCUGCGGGAAAAAAAUCCGAUUUGGGAAGAUCGUAUACAAAUGCCGAGAUUGUAGAGCUACAGCUCAUGCCGAGUGUAAAGAUUCAGUACCGCCGCCAUGUAUCCCAAUGGGAAAUACACCUACGUUACGUGGUAUGCCCGGCUCUAUAGCUGAUUACACGCCCACGAUACCGCCUAUGAUACCUUCCAUCAUAGUUCAUUGCAUCAACGAGAUUGAGUUACGCGGAUUGAACGAGCAGGGAUUGUACAGAGUGAACGGAGGAGUCGCGGAUGUCAAGUGUCUCAAGGACAAGUUCCUGAAGGGCAAAGGCGCCCCGAAUCUUUCCAACGUCGAUAUCACGACCAUAUGCUCUACCUUGAAAGAUUUUCUCAGAUCAUUACGUGACCCGCUGAUCCCUGCCUUUUUGCGGGGCGACUUCGUGCGUGCGACACAACUGAAGGACAAACAGGACGCCGCCGUUGACGCCGCCCUUUAUCAGGCGAUAUCGGAGCUGCCACGGCCAAACCGGGAUACCCUGGCCUUCUUGAUGUUACAUUUACAGAGAGUGGCGAGUAGCGCCGAAUGUAAAAUGCCCAUCAGCAAUCUCGCCAAGGUCUUCGGGCCGACCUUAGCCGGUUUCAGUUCCCAGGAGCCGUCCGACAUCUACAAAGAGACUGGGCAGCAAGUCGCGAUAGUAGAGAGUUUACUCCAAAUUCCAUCGGAUUAUUGGGCGACUUACGUGAAUCCUUCGAACGAAAACUCCAAUGGCAUUUCCACCCCGAAAACGGGAGAAUUGAAGCAUACGCCAUCCACAGAGUCACUUCUCAAGCGAAGUAUCUCCCGCGGUUUCUUCAAUACUCCUAUCACUUCUAGCCGCACCUUCAGGAGAAACAAGAAAUAUUUUGCUACACCGCCCUCCAGAAUAGGAUACUGAUAAGCAAGGUUACAUUUGUUAUACUAUAAUAGCAAUUUGUAUGCAGAAAUGUUUGGCCUGAUAUUUAACAUGCUUAGAUAUAUGUAUUCUUUUGUAAAUAUAUUGAAGUACAAUAAACAGCUUCAUUUACACUUA
Wasmannia auropunctata (little fire ant) is the source of this 2298-nucleotide messenger RNA. It is a transcript of the gene tum, whose product is annotated as rac GTPase-activating protein 1-like. Gene Ontology annotation, biological process: signal transduction. The coding region runs from base 247 to 2163 and encodes 638 amino acids. Lineage: Eukaryota; Metazoa; Arthropoda; Insecta; Hymenoptera; Formicidae. The transcript is spliced from 10 exons. The record is from RefSeq and is a predicted model, not a curated record.